This is a messenger RNA of Trichomonas vaginalis G3, 705 nucleotides long. RefSeq names its product organellar and viral DNA polymerase type B. Lineage: Eukaryota; Parabasalia; Trichomonadida; Trichomonadidae. Bases 1 to 705 code for a protein of 234 amino acids. The transcript has a single exon. The record is from RefSeq and is a predicted model, not a curated record.
AUGUUAGCAACAACAGCACCAAACUCGUUAGUCAUGAACCCAACUUCAAUGUUAGUAGAGAUGAAAAGCUUCAUUCCUUCUUCAUAUACUUUCGAAACAGAAAUCCAGAAGAUAAAGCAGGAACUUCUCCAAGGAGAUUUAGACUGUACCGCACAGGAUGAAACAAAUGAACAGUAUCUUUAUGAAAUGCAGGAUAUUAUUGACCAUCUACCUAAACUUCCUGAAAUACAACAACAAAAGCUCACUAUUCCUGAAUUCGAUGAAAUAGAAGUCAAAGCAACUGACUCAGUAGAAAUAAAGAAGUUCAUACGUAAGAUAAACUAUGAGUUUCUUGGAUUUCAUUGCAACCACAAAGACUGCGAUAUGGUAUAUUUCAUUGACAUAUAUAAAUCUGGGGAGUUUAAGACCUACGACAACUUUGUUUCGUUAGUUGCAAAAUGUGUAUGGCAGAUAAGAGAUAAAGAUAGAAGAGGUAAAGUAUGGAACGGACAAAUAAAACCAGCAGCCUUUGAGUUAAAGAAAACCAUUUACGCCUUAGUCAUACUUGCAGGUAAGGUUUCAAUGUACAAUGCUAAAAUGAACUCACAAUGUUCAAAAUGUAAAGCAGCAAUGAGGAAAUAUAACUACUCCGUCAAAGAGAUAGAACGUAUGCGAAACGACUAUGCUGACUUAAAAGAAAGAAGCAGAGAAACCAGCAGAAGAUAA